Messenger RNA from Impatiens glandulifera, 899 nucleotides. Its product is annotated as cell wall / vacuolar inhibitor of fructosidase 2-like. Bases 175 to 765 code for a protein of 196 amino acids. Gene Ontology annotation, molecular function: enzyme inhibitor activity. The record is from RefSeq and is a predicted model, not a curated record. Gene Ontology annotation, biological process: negative regulation of catalytic activity. The transcript has a single exon. Lineage: Eukaryota; Viridiplantae; Streptophyta; Magnoliopsida; Ericales; Balsaminaceae.
CGUUUUGAUUGAAGAAUAUAUAUAGGAAUAGAUAGCUAGUAUUCCGAUGGAUUCUUAUUCUGUAUUCUACUCAUGCAAUCCAACCACUAUAAAACAACAACCCAUUCUAUAUCCAUCUUUACUUAUUAAAUCUUUCUUUGCCUUCCUUCUCUGUCUAUCAAUACAUACAUAAUAAUGUAUCAUCGUUCCUUCUUCUUCUCCUUCUCAGUACUGAUCAUCUGUUUUAGUGGUAAAUACGUGAACGGGGACAGUGCCUUAAUUGAAAGCGUUUGUAAGAGCACAAUGUAUUAUGACCUUUGCAAGUCAUCUCUUGCCUCAAAUCCCACCAGCACAAACGCAGACACAAAAGGACUAGCCAUUAUUAUGGUUCAGAUAGGCAUCGUCAACGCCACUUCCACCAGCUCUUAUUUAUCCUCUCAAGCCCUAACUAAAACCGCCGCCGACGCCGGUAUUUCUAAUAAAUGUAAUAACAGUAGUUCUACUACGGCCCUUUCCAAGAAACUCAACAAAUUAUGCGCCGACAAGUACUCCAACGCAGCCUCUUCUCUUCAAUCCUCACUCAAGGAACUGGCUACUGACGAAUUUGAUUAUGCUUAUGUUCAUGUCAUGGCAGCAGCUGAUUACCCACGUGCAUGCCGGACAUCUUUCCGGCAGGCUCCUGGACUUGCCUACUUGCCGGAGCUUGCUUCUAGAGAGGAUGGAUUGGUUCAUAUUUGUGAGAUUGUUAUGGGUAUUCUGGAUUUUCUACUUGGCUCAGCUACCUAGAUAGCUAGCUAAUUAUAUAUUAUUAAUCUCCAUCUCUUCUCUUGCUUUCUUAAUUAAUGUAGUAGUUUAGUGUUUGUGUGUACGUGUGAGACUGUGUGUAACAUUUUUAUGUCUAAUUCAAGUCCCCCUUAAUU